Messenger RNA from Fusarium coffeatum, 588 nucleotides. RefSeq lists its product as uncharacterized. The coding region runs from base 1 to 588 and encodes 195 amino acids. The transcript is spliced from 4 exons. NCBI's taxonomy places the organism in Eukaryota, Fungi, Ascomycota, Sordariomycetes, Hypocreales, Nectriaceae. The record is from RefSeq and is a predicted model, not a curated record.
AUGGCCUUGAUCCCUGUCGGCGACACAGAGAAACAGGAUUCUAGACCCGUCGAUACCUGGCAGCGUCGUCUUUAUGACGAUUUGCACGUCAGCCUCUAUUUCAUCUCGAUUCCUGUUUCUCCAGUUUCUCUAUCCUUCUCUCAACAUCUCUUCUCUACCACCUCUUCAACUCAAAUCACCAGACUUUACGACUCUUUCAGUCUCUCCCAGGCCAUCAACAUGUCGUCAUCUACCGAGCAGAGAAGCGAUCUCGAAGAGGAUCAGGUCGAGCAGGAGAAGCCCCAGCGCAAGACAAAGACCAAGAAGUCAAAGGGCGAGCGACGCAAGCGACGCGCCCGAUUCGACGACUACGAUGACGAGCAGGACAACAGCCAAAUGGCCCAGAGCAACUACAACGCCCAGCAACAGCAGAUGCAGCAGCAACAGAUGCAGCAACAACAGCAGCAACAACAGCAGCAGCAGCAACAGCAGGGCGGCGGUGGCGGAAAGAGUGACGCUCUCAGUCUGCAUCUCGAGUUGAACCUCGAGAUUGAGAUUCAGCUCAAGGCGAGAAUCCAUGGUGAUCUUACCCUGUGUCUACUGAACUAA